UUCAAAAUUUAAAUAGCGUUUAUUGAUUGGUUUAGCAGAUGAUUUCAAAGUAUCAGAUUCCUAGGUUAGGUUUUUUACCGCAUGUCUCUAUUGAUUAUAUUAGAAGGUUCUAAUCCAAUUUAAGCCACAAGGAAAGAAACUCUCUUGGGUGAUUUGUCUAUAGACUAACUGAACAAAUUAAGUGACAUUGUUAAUUGGAUUAUCUUGAAAGUGUUAAAUAGUCAAUUUAUUUAUAAGGAUAGACAAUAAUUGUGCCUUAUAAUCAGUUGCAACAGAAUUAUUAGAACAACAUACACAGAGAUUCACAGCUAUAAGAGCAAGAAGAAGCCUGCACGUGAUAUGUUGCUAUACAACUCGGAGGAGGAGACAAUGGAUAGGAAAGAACCAGAAGCAGACAGAGAACAAUUGAUGCAGCUACAAGAGCAUCACGUGGUUGCAGAAAAGAACGACACGCAGUUGGGCAUGAAAUCUGAAUCCCAACAAUCGUUCAAACCUGCUUCAGUGUGGAGCCCAGAUAAUGGUGAAAGAAAAGCCGAAUCUAACAGACGUUUUGCUUGUGAACACUGCGAGAAAGUCUUUACAGACCCGUCCAACCUUCAGCGCCACAUUCGUUCACAGCAUAUGGGAGCAAGAAGUCACGCAUGCCCUGAAUGUGGAAAAACGUUUGCAACAUCCUCUGGUUUAAAGCAGCAUCAACAUAUUCACUCAAGCGUGAAGCCAUUCCAAUGCGAAGUUUGCCUUAAAGCCUAUACACAAUUUUCAAACCUGUGCCGACACAAACGAAUGCAUGCCGAUUGCAGGCAGCAGAUUAAAUGUUCCGAUUGUGGACAGGCAUUUUCGACGAUAACAUCUCUCAGCAAGCAUAAGCGAUUUUGCGAGGGUGCGUUGAGAAAUGGUCUACCAAUAAAUAUUCAGAGUGAAAUAAAGUCACCGCUGUCGACCCCAUUUGGCAUUCCUCCUCCCAGGUCACAGUUUGAUCCUUCACUAUACAUGAGACUGUUAGGAAGCAGACCAUCCUACUCUUACCCUUCUGUUGGAAGUGGACUUCCCUUUCCUUUCAGCAAUCCACUGGACUCGAUGAAAUAUGCGCAAUCUCCGUAUUUGACAGGGUCCCUUGAUAUACCUUUACGAAGUGGAUUGAAAGGCGGACUUUCCUUUGGUUCUGAAAUUAGAAAAUAUAGCGAAGAGCAUCCAAUCAGGAAAAGAUUGAGGACAAUGCACGAUAAAAGUGGAAGUGACGGAGAAUCCGAAUUGAAUCAGAGUUCAGAUGCUGAAAGUUCUGCAGAUAUUGAUGAUAAGAAAAGACUUAACAGCUUCGACAGUGAUAAAGGGGAACAGCCGUUUAAACCAUCAGUCGCUUCUAGACCUUCGGUAAUUGAUUAUCAUACAUCUACAUCGCCACUGCAGCAAAAUGCUACUCAGGAAAACGAAAAGGCAAUGGAAGAAAAAGUAAACAAAUCAGUAGUAGAACAACCGCUUGACUUGAGCAGAGCAAAACAAGAAGAAGAGGAGGACAUUAUAGAGCGUCUUUACCAUAAGCAAAGGUCAUCUACACCGCUUCCGAAAGCGAAAACACUGCCUAUAUCACCGAAACCAACAAAACUGGUAUCUCCUAAACCAACAAAAUUGGUUUCACCAAUUCCUACUAAGGCCCAGCCACCAGUCCCGUCGAAUCUACAUACAGAAUGCCGAGAUCAUAUUGAUAGAAUCCUCGCGGAAUCUGGGACUUUUUCUGCAUAUCCUAGGAUACCGUUUUUCGGAAGCAGUUAUUCUCUACCGUUUGUAAACCCUUACGCACUACAUCUUCAACAGAGUCAUUUGUCACCUCUCUCGGGUAUACAAAACAUUCCCCAUUACGCAAACUUUAAUGAUUAUGCAGCUAUGCAUAUGUCGCCAAUGAUGCACAAGCCACGUGACCGAUACAGCUGUAAAUUCUGCGGGAAGGUCUUCCCGCGCAGCGCAAACUUAACUCGUCAUCUUAGAACUCAUACCGGUGAACAACCUUACAAAUGUAAAUAUUGCGAACGUUCAUUCUCUAUUUCCUCAAACCUGCAACGACAUGUCAGAAAUAUUCAUAACAAAGAGAAACCUUUUAGGUGUCCUCUUUGCGACCGAUGUUUUGGCCAGCAGACAAAUCUUGACAGGCAUAUAAAAAAGCACGAAACGCAAGGUCCCAAUGUCAUUGAUUCACCAACACAUGAAUCAGAGAGUGACUUUGAACUUGAUGACGUUUUUGAGCCAGGAACGGGACAUAACGACAGCGAAAUUAAUGAAGACGAUGAUGAAGAAAUUGAUGUGUCAGAAAAUGAUGAAUACGAACAAAGUAGCAUUUCAACAGAAUUGUCAUAUGAAACUCACAAGCUAGAGUAUAACACACAUCCGCUAUCACCUAGUGAUGUCGCGGAAUCACAAACUGAAGCAAAAAUAAGCAAUGAUAUGUAUGGCGCUAAAAGUGAAGAUCAUAAAACCGCAGUAUCAUUUCAGCGGUCAUGCAUACCGAGUAUAAAUGUUCCUGUUUACCAACAAGGACAGUUAAUGUGUUCCACAUAGAUAGAAACACGUAAUUAAACAGGUGUCAUCAUGCAAUAGGAUGACAUUUAUUUGUUUGUCAUAAAUGAUCUAACUGAUAAACAGUUUGAUGAAUAAUUAAUUAACUUACUUUCUACAACGAUGUAAAUUCAUUCAUAGGAAUGAUCAUAUAUUUCCUGUAUGAAUUCUUCUGGGAGAGAUUGUCUCUUUGUAUUUUAAUCAGAGAAAACAUGUUUAAAUAUUUAUAGACUGUAUCCGUAUAUUUUUAGCAUUGUAAAUAUAUCAUAUAUUAUUUAUGCACUAGAAGUGCCUUUGCUGAGUUUUGUUCUAGACGUGUUCUUUUUGUUAUAUGAUGUUUUAAAUGUUAUAAUGUAUGUUCAUGGUCCAUAUUGAUACACACACAUACCCAUAACGAGCAAGUUGAUAUAUCUAUGAUGAGUAUAUUUCCUUACAGAGCGUCGAGCUGUUUUAACCGCCGUGAUAAGCAUAAAAUAAACAGCAGUUAAUACAUUUCAACAGAAUGUUCAAAGCAUCAUGCACGUUUGUGUCUCGAAUUUGAAUAUGAACCAUGAACAUGAUGAAAACUGCCCUUUCUAUUUAUCUUUUAUCUAUUCCAACUUUACAUAUUAUCAUGUUUUUUUAAAAUUUUCUUGUCUAAUAAAAUAUCAAUAUAUAUGUAUA
Mercenaria mercenaria is the source of this 3210-nucleotide messenger RNA. RefSeq names its product histone-lysine N-methyltransferase PRDM16-like. Gene Ontology annotation, molecular function: DNA-binding transcription activator activity, RNA polymerase II-specific; RNA polymerase II cis-regulatory region sequence-specific DNA binding. Gene Ontology annotation, biological process: regulation of transcription by RNA polymerase II. Gene Ontology annotation, cellular component: nucleus. The record is from RefSeq and is a predicted model, not a curated record. Lineage: Eukaryota; Metazoa; Mollusca; Bivalvia; Venerida; Veneridae. The transcript is spliced from 4 exons. Bases 340 to 2550 code for a protein of 736 amino acids.